AUGUCUUCCUCACACUCGACGGCCGCCGCCGCGCGUCAGCUGGCGCUCGCCACCCCACAGCGCGUGUCAGUGCGAUCGCAACGGCGGAGAGCGGCGGUGCGCGUGGCGGCCAAGGCUGUGGAGGAGGUGCAAGUGGAAGAGCAGGCUGCCGUGCCAGCGCCCUUCAACUUCGAGGCGUACAUGUAUGCCAAGGCCAAGGCCGUCAACGCGGCGCUGGACGCGGCGGUGCCGCUGCAGUACCCGGAGCGCAUCCACGAGGCCAUGCGCUACUCGCUGCUCGCCGGCGGCAAGCGCGUGCGCCCGUGCCUGUGCCUGGCGGCGUGCGAGCUGGUGGGCGGCAGCGACUCGGUGGCGAUGGCGGCGGCGUGCGCGAUGGAGAUGAUCCACACGAUGUCGCUCAUCCACGACGACCUGCCCUGCAUGGACAACGACGACUUCCGCCGCGGCAAACCCACCAACCACAAGGUGUACGGGGAGGACGUGGCGGUGCUGGCGGGCGACGCGCUGCUGUCGUUCGCCUUCGAGCACGUCGCGCGCGCCACGCCCGCGUCCGUGCCGGCGGAGCGCGUGGUGCGCGUGAUCGCCGACAUGGGCAAGGCCGUCGGCUCCGAGGGGCUCGUCGCGGGCCAGAUCGUUGAUUUGGAGAGUGCAACUAACCCCGUGGGCGUGGAGACGCUGGAGUACAUCCACGUGCACAAGACGGCCGCGCUGCUCGAAGUGUCGGUGGUGGCGGGCGCCGUGCUGGGCGGCGCCAACGACGACCAGGUGGAGCGCCUCCGCAAGUACGCCCAGUUCGUUGGGCUCGGCUUCCAGGUGGUGGACGACAUUCUGGACGUGACCAAGUCCACGGAGGAGCUCGGCAAGACGGCCGGCAAGGACCUCGCACAGGACAAAACCACCUACCCCAAGUUACUGGGGCUGGAGAAGUCCAAGGAGCUGGCAGAGGAGCUGAUUCGGAAGGCCAAGGAGCAGCUCAGCACAUUCGACCAGCACAAGGCGGCUCCCCUCAUCGGCCUUGCUGACUUCAUUGCUUAUCGCAGUCCGACGCGUCUGCGUGUGCGGAGCAUGGCUCGCGUCGUGCCUUGCCCGCACACCGCCAACCGUGCUACUGCGUCUCCGCACUGCCCCGCGUCGCGCUCCUCAAUCGCGCCGACAUGGAACUCCACUCCGUCCGCCUUCUCGCCUUUCGCCACCGCGCUACGUCCCGCAGCCACGCUUCCGCGUUUGACGGCGAAUUUGCAAAAUCGCGCGCGUGUACCGCUUCGUACACAGCUAGCGAGGCGGCGUGCGCCGGUGGUGCGCGCGGCGGGGCAGGAGGGGGGAGAGAAGGACGAAGACAAGCCCAAGGCCGUCGGCACCCUGCCCGACGGCGAAGCCGGCAGUAAACCGCCCGAAUCCUCCUCUCCGCCUCCUCCGCCGUCCGCUGCCCCGCCGUCAUCCCCCGCGCCCGUGCAGCUGGACUCGUACGCGGUGGUGGCGCUGCUGGGGCCGGAGAAGGUCGACGCGGACGACGUGGCGCUGCUGCGCGCCAAGCUCUUCGGCUACUCCACCUUCUUCGUCACCGGCCAGGAGCCCUUUGGCGAGGCGGGCGAAGCCGUGUUGUUACAGGGUAACCUGCGCGGCCCCAAGGAGGAGGUGUUCGCGAAGCUGCGCGCGGGCAUGCGGCUGCUGUUCGGCGCAAAGUACGAGCUGCUGAUGGUGGAGGAGCCGCGCAAGCCGGGCGCGCCUCCCAGCGAGGGGGAGGGGAAGGAGGAGCGCGUGGCGAUGGUGGUGGUGCGCGCGGAGCAGCUGCAGGGCCGCGCCACCUCCGCGUGGCAGUACGCGCUCGCCGCGCUGCUGCUCGCGCUCACCGGGGGCGCGUGCCUUGAACUGGGCCUCGCCAGCCAGAUCUCCAAGGUGCCGCCCGACGUGAUCCGCUACUUCACAUCGCCCAAUCCCGAGGAGCUGACCCCGCCGGACGUGACGGUGCUGGCGCCCUUCGUGCGCAACGCCCUGCCCAUCGCCUACGGGGUCUUUGGCGUGCAGGUCUUCCACGAGGUGGCCCACUGGCUGACGGCAGCACAGAAGCGUGUCAGGCUCGGCAUCCCGUACCUCAUUCCCAACAUCACCAUCGGGAGCUUCGGGGCCAUCACUCAGAUCAAGAGCCCCUGUCCCGACCGCACUGCUCUCUUCGACAUUGCCAUGGCCGGCCCACUAGCCGGCGCCACCUUGUCGCUCGCCAUGUUUGCGGCGGGCCUUGCCCUCUCGCUGCCACCCUCGGGCCCACUGGCAGCGCUGCCAGGGCUGCAGGAGUCGCUCGUGCAGGUGCCCUCGCAGCUCUUCCAGGGCUCCCUGCUGCUCGGCGCGCUCUGCCGAGCCGUGCUGGGAUACGACUUGAUGCAUGUGCAGGCAAUCACCAUCCACCCGCUCGUCAUUGUUGGAUGGCUGCAUUUGGGCGUGACACUGUCAACAUCACUAGCCUCGUUACAUACGGACUUCUGGGACUCGCUUGGGGGACCUUUUUCCCUGCCCUUUGGUCUCUACGUCCUCUUUCUUCAGGCAUUUAACUGGUCUCCUCUCCCCGUGCCUCCCAUUGUCCACCAGAGGGACUUUGAGAAGCCUGCAUUGAAUGACGUCUCAGGGGUUGGCUGGCAGAGGCAAGCAGUCCUUGUUGGGACAAUCGCCCUGGCAGUUGGCACACUUCUGCCACUUUGGGAUGGACUCGCUGAUGACCUCGGUAUUGGCAUUGGAAGCCAGCUGUUCUGA
Messenger RNA from Closterium sp. NIES-65, 2745 nucleotides. The record is from the annotation of a GenBank genome assembly. Lineage: Eukaryota; Viridiplantae; Streptophyta; Zygnematophyceae; Desmidiales; Closteriaceae.